AUGUUUAGAAGAGUCUUUUCGACAACGCCAAUUAGAGUCGCCGAUCCGCUGCUGGACUCGGUGCAGCAGGCCGUCAAGGCCAAGUACUCGCAGACCAAGUCGUCGUUCGGCAUGCGACUCGUCAAGGUCUUCCUCCCCACAUUGCUCGGCGUGACAGCGUACGUGGGCUACAACUCCUACAAUUCCAGGCCGGCGUUCAUUCCGCUGCUCUACGCCCGGUCGCUGCCUCUGGGCCGCUCCAAAGAGGCCAAAGGCAUUGAUAUCGACAAACUAAAGGCAAACACCAAGGAGAUUCUCCUCUCUAAACUAUCCAUGAACCACACAAUAAAAAACACAUUAGGGCUUCCCCUGCAAUUGGGCGAGUUUCUGAGCUUCAACGUCAAAAUCGAGUACAAGAACGUGUUUUUCGAAGGCCUCGAAAUCGACUGCACAAAAAGAUGGUUCCCUCCGGAGUUCAGAUGGAGCCAUCGCGAGUUUGCGCCGAAGCUGAAGGACGACCUGAACGGCCUGCUAGAGCCCAUGACCUCGGACGGGUCGUUCACGCUGGACUCUGUGGAAAACCGCUACGGCAACAAGAGAGACUACAACCUCAUAGUGGGCGGAUCUAUAGAGGCGUCCUCAACGUUCGAUCUGGUGUCGGACGAGGUCGAUCCCGGAACCGCGAAAAUCACAUUCACGGGGACGAUCCAGUACGACCACAUCAAGUCUCUGAAGACUGACUCCAUCGUCCUCUCCUACAGAUCAAACGGCCAGACAGUGGUGCACCAGCUGCUCUGA
Molecule: messenger RNA, 777 nt
Organism: Ogataea angusta
Lineage: Eukaryota; Fungi; Ascomycota; Pichiomycetes; Pichiales; Pichiaceae
Exons: 1
Coding region: 1-777 (258 amino acids)
Source: RefSeq, a predicted model, not a curated record